AUGGGAGCGGCUACGAAAACAUCGAAAACGCCUCGUUCAAUGGCAAAAGUGACCCCCGCUAGACAAGUCAUCACGUCCGCGUCCAAGAAGAAGCCUGCACCAAACGCGAGCAUCUUGAGCUUUUUCAAAAAGGCCCCAGCGCCCGAGGAAACUUUAUUUGUGGGAAAUGAGGUCUCGGCAGCUGCUGUCGUAGCAGAAGAGGGCUUGGGUGACGAUGAUUCUACGGCAGAACGGUUCAAUGAGGUCGAUGUUUCGAUCAAAAGACGCAAGCUGAGUUGUGGUGACCGAGAGAAGGAAACAUUGGUUCAAGCAGAUGUAAAAGAGGAAGAUCCGGUCAAAAGUCCGAGAGCAAAAUCCCCGAAGCCCCAGCCAGCUCGGAAGCCCAGCAAGAAAGGUCCUUUUCUUGACGACGACGAUUCGGACGAUGACCACGAUACAGAUCAUGACAGUAGACCAGUGAAACGAAAGAUAGAAUCCCCUAAGAAGAUCCCAGAAACGGCUCAAGAAUCAAAAGCCCUUCAGCCCAAAGAAAGUCCGUUACCCGCAUCUCCCUCGACGACCCACAACCAAAAUACAGAUCUAAUUCAGGAGGAGCAGGAACAUGACGACUUUGACGAUAUUCCGGACGGAGCCGAGUGGGGCGAUAUCGAAGAUGCCGACGAGGCAGGUGAGGAAGGUUUGGAAAGGCGGUAUAUGCAAUAUCAGGCUCGAAUAGAGGCCCAAGAAUCCGAGGCGGCUGUCAUCAACAGCUGUGACGAAGUGCCGGGCUCUGUUAGUGGUGCAGAAUGCUGUCCUAUAUGCUCUUCAAGCUUAGCUGGAGUAACAGCUGAUCAGGCGACUGUUCAUGUCAAUAGCUGUCUUGACGGAAAGCCGACACCGUUGCCGAAUCAACUCAAGUCCGACAUUUCUGCACCCAAGACUACAAAGGAUCCGUCACCAUUGGAACAAAACAAGGUAGUUGAAUCCUCAAAACUGAGCAAGCGAUUUGCUCGUGCAGCCAUUGCACGUCCAGGCCAGGCGAACCCUAUCACGCUUGAUGCGCCAGCCACCUCGGCCCCCAAUGGCAAUACAUCGGCAUUCUCCAAACUGAUGUCAGGUCACGCCGAGAACAAUGCUUGGGCGGCGGCAGCGGCGGCAGAACAAUCCUCCCGUGGCAGACAAGCUUACGAGCGCACAUGUCCAUUCUACAAGAUCAUGCCGGGCCUCUCGAUAUGCGUCGAUGCGUUUCGGUAUGGUGCUGUGCAGGGCUGCAACGCGUAUUUCCUCAGCCACUUUCACAGCGAUCAUUACAUUGGGCUGACUGCCAACUGGACCCAUGGCCCUAUAUAUUGCAGCAAGGUGACGGGAAGCCUCAUCAAGUCACAAUUACGCACAGCUGCCAAGUACGUGGUAGAGUUGGAGUUUGAAGAACGCUUCGUUGUGCCCGGAACCGAGGGCGUAGUGGUGACGAUGAUCCCGGCAAAUCACUGUCCAGGGAGCUCCCUCUUCUUAUUCGAGAAGACAUUAGGCAAAGGAAGCAGCGCGAGGGUACAACGCAUCCUGCACUGCGGAGAUUUUCGUGCAUGUCCUGCUCACAUCGCACACCCUCAGCUCAUGCCAGAGGUCAUUGACAGCAUAUCGGGCAAGGUCAAGAAGCAAAAGAUUGAUAUCUGCUACCUUGACACGACAUACCUCAACCCGCGCUACUCAUUUCCGCCCCAAGAAGUUGUCAUAAGGUCAUGUGCCGAACUAUGCGUUCUGUUGAACCGCGGCUUGCAAGCACAGGACGAGUCUGUAUGGACAAGGAUCCUGCGCCGACGGGAAGGCGUAUCAGAUAAUGACGUGAGCCGCUUCUUCGUCAAUGGUGACGGUUCAGGCUCAUCUCCAAACAAAAGAGGCGGUACCGGUGGGUGUGACAACCCUCCGAGUGCAUUGACGGCAUUAAAUCCAAAAUCACGCCUACUAGUGGUUUGUGGAACGUACAGCAUUGGCAAGGAGCGCAUCUGUAAAGCAAUAGCCCAAGCCUUGCGCACCAAAAUAUUCGCAUCUGCGCACAAGAUCCGCAUCAUUGCGCAACUGGGCGACCCCGAGUUGACAGCGUUGAUGACCUCAAACCCCGCCGAGGCACAGGUUCACAUGCAGAUGCUCUCCGAGAUCCGGCCUGAGACACUUUCCGACUACCUCGCUACGUUCCGCGCCCAUUUUGGCCGCAUCGUUGGGUUUCGUCCUUCCGGGUGGAACUACCGACCAGCGGGAACAGCGGCGAAUGCCAAUGCUUCCCCGUCAUCUGUGGCGAUGACGACUCUAUUGCACGGGGGAAAUUGGAGGCCGCAGUACGCGUCCAAGGACCUCAUCCCACAGCGCGGAAGCACCAACGAGGCCAUGUGCUUUGGUGUACCCUACAGCGAACACAGUUCCUUCCGCGAGCUGGCCAUGUUCCUCAUGAGUCUUCACAUCGAGAAGGUCGUCCCCACCGUGAAUGUGGGGAGCGAGGUCGGGCGUAAGAGGAUGAAAGGUUGGACAGAUCGCUGGCUGGCUGAGCGUCGCAGGGGUGGUCUCACUAGGCUUGUGCAGGAUGAGGACGGAGAGGAAGGAGAGGCUGCUGAACAGAAGUUGAGGAAUCUCUGGGAUGGGAAAAGUAACCAGGGAGGUGAUUUGCGAUGGUGA
This is a messenger RNA of Pyricularia pennisetigena, 2646 nucleotides long. RefSeq lists its product as uncharacterized. Gene Ontology annotation, biological process: interstrand cross-link repair; protection from non-homologous end joining at telomere; double-strand break repair via nonhomologous end joining. The record is from RefSeq and is a predicted model, not a curated record. Gene Ontology annotation, molecular function: 5'-3' DNA exonuclease activity; damaged DNA binding. The transcript has a single exon. NCBI's taxonomy places the organism in Eukaryota, Fungi, Ascomycota, Sordariomycetes, Magnaporthales, Pyriculariaceae. The coding region runs from base 1 to 2646 and encodes 881 amino acids.